Monopterus albus (swamp eel) is the source of this 1729-nucleotide messenger RNA. It is a transcript of the gene rfx5, whose product is annotated as regulatory factor X, 5. The record is from RefSeq and is a predicted model, not a curated record. Gene Ontology annotation, molecular function: RNA polymerase II cis-regulatory region sequence-specific DNA binding; DNA-binding transcription factor activity, RNA polymerase II-specific. The transcript has 11 exons. Gene Ontology annotation, biological process: regulation of transcription by RNA polymerase II. Lineage: Eukaryota; Metazoa; Chordata; Actinopteri; Synbranchiformes; Synbranchidae. The coding region runs from base 122 to 1729 and encodes 535 amino acids.
ACGUCGGCUUUGUAGUCAGGCAGACAUAAUAAAGUCGUCCAAUCACAAAAAAAAUCAGAAAGGGGAUUUUUGCUGUAUCUUGGCUCAGAUGGUGGAACACAGCACUGGUUAGUUGGUCCAGAUGUUGGAGGACCAGCGGCACCGGCAGGGGGAGGGCAGCCUGGAGGCGGGGGAGGGUGACACUGAGCCCAGCAUGCUGCUGCAGAAACUCAAGAGCAACAUAUCUAAGAGUGUUCAGACCAAAGUGGAUCAGAUCCUGCAAGACGUUCAGCGCUUCUCCGACAAUGACAAGCUGUACCUGUACCUCCAGCUGCCCUCUGGACCCAGUUCUGGAGACAAGAGCGGCGGUGACUCCUGCUCAUUCAACACAGCCGACCAGCUUCACACCUGUAACUGGAUCCGCAGUCACCUGGAGGAGCAUUCAGACACCUGCCUGCCUAAACAGGAUGUCUACGAGACAUACAAGCGAUACUGUGAGAACUUGCAGCACCGGCCUCUGAGUGCCGCCAACUUCGGGAAGAUCAUCAGAGACAUUUUCCCCAACAUCAAGGCCCGGCGGCUCGGCGGCAGAGGACAGUCUAAAUACUGUUACAGCGGCAUCAGGAGGAAGACAGUUCUCAACAUGCCUCUGCUGCCCAACCUGGACCUGAAGAAUGACCCGGCAGAGCUGACUGAGCUGGUCCAGACCUACAAACAGGAAGUGACAGAGGCGGCGUGCGAGCUGAUCUGUGAUUGGGCACAGAAGAUCCUGAAGCGUUCGUUUGACACGGUGGUGGAGAUCGCUCGCUACUUGAUCCAGGAGCACAUCGUGAACCCUCGCUGCAGCCAGGCCGAGCUGGUUACCUCUGCCGCGCUCGCAGGUGGUCCAGCCAAACCCCACAAGGUCAUCAAGAAAACUCCAGUCAUCUCUAAAGCUGAGAGUGACGGAGCAGCAGAUCCGAAGAAGGACCUCGGAGAUUCUUCCUCCUCGUCUUUGCUGAAGCCGCUGUCUGGAGACAGAACAGCAGCAGCAGCCAAACCUUCCUCCCUGGAUGCCCCUCUUCCUCCCUCCUCUUCUUCCUCUUCCUCUCUACGUCCUGCGAUGGAGGCCGUCAUGACGCAGUACCCCAGAAUCCUCCCUCGGAGCUCCAUCCCUGAUAAGGCCCAGCUCUCACUCCGCUCCUCUCCGCCCUCGUUGGCUCCCAAAGAUACCCCUGGUGUCGGGGUGGCAUCUGGACAUGGAGGUCCAGCUACCAGCAGGGGUGGAGUGAAAGUCAUCGCCAUGGCAACGCUGCAUCAGCAGCAGGGCGGUCCUGCGGUGAUGAUCAUGCCACAGGGCUGUCUGCCCUACGAGAGGGAGGUUGCCCCGCCUCCACCACCGCAGCAGCACCACGCCCCAGCUGCCCCCACCUCUGUGGUUCAGAAGCCUCGGAGCAACACCAACAAGCGCCCUCUGGAAGUAGUGACAUCAGGUGGCGGUGCAGCAGGCGGGUCUGGUGGCUCCACUGCCAACACUCCUCCAGUGAAACGGAAACGUGGACGACCGAGAAAACCUCGGCCAGAAGACAGCCUGGCUGCACCUCCUACUGCUCUUUCUCCUCAGCCUCCACCUCCUGCACCUCCCUCCCAAUCUCCCAUCAUCACCUCCCUGACCGGCGGCGUCAUCCAGAAAGCGUCUUCCUCCUCCUCCUCCUCCUCCUCACAGCAGGUGCUGGAGGUGGUGAUCCAGGAACCUUCGGGCCCUGAGUAA